AUGGCAUCCCUACUCUCCAGUCUGUACUCGGACACCUCCGUCCAUCUAACCACGCGCGAAGCUUUGUCUGGCAUCUUCGGCUCAGUCUCGCUCGCGUGCUGGAUCUUCCUGCUAGUUCCUCAAUUGGUCGAGAACUACCGCAACCACUCGGCCGAAGCUAUCAGUCUUGCUUUCAUCUUCGUCUGGUUUAUCGGCGAUAUCUGCAACCUCGCCGGAGCGCUAUGGGCCGGACUGGUGCCAGUGGUGGUUGCGAUAGGUGUAUACUUCUGCAUCGCUGACGGAGUGCUGAUCGGACAAUGUCUGUACUAUGGUAUCGUCAAUAAGAGGCGGGAAGGAAAGGCUCUUUUGGAGAGCCAGUCGUCAACAGCAGAAGAGACGGAGGAAGAACCGCUCCUCAGGCGCACAAGGACCAACAGCAUCACGAUCCCGGGAUCGGGAGACCGACGCAAGAGCAACGCAAGUGGGAGGAGGAGAACGAGCACCGCUGGCCCGGAUGACCAUCUUGCGAAGAUACUUGAAGAGAGUGACGCAUCUGGGACUAGGUUGUGGUUCAAGAACGCCAUGAGCGUGUUGGCUAUUGUCAUUAUCGGCGCCGCCGGCUGGGCUCUUGCAUACGAGUCUGGCGCGUGGAAGCCCUCGCCUACGUCGACUGAUACUGAAGAAGAGAAGAUGGCUGCUGGAGCGCAGAUUCUGGGCUAUGCAAGUGCUGUAGCAUACCUUGGGGCCAGAAUCCCGCAGAUUGUCAAGAAUGCCAGAGAUAAGAGCUGCGAAGGUCUAUCGCUUCUGUUUUUCAUCCUGUCACUUAUGGGCAACCUCACCUAUGGCGCGGGCAUUCUCUUUCACUCGACACAGCACGACUAUGUGAUAAAGAACCUUCCUUGGCUCAUUGGGAGUCUAGGGACGAUGGCAGAGGAUGUGCUUAUCUUUGUGCAAUUCCACAUGUAUGCAGUCAAAGGGGAAAAUAGCGAAGAAGAGGCCGUGGCUUGA
Molecule: messenger RNA, 987 nt
Organism: Exophiala viscosa
Lineage: Eukaryota; Fungi; Ascomycota; Eurotiomycetes; Chaetothyriales; Herpotrichiellaceae
Product: PQ loop repeat-domain-containing protein
Exons: 2
Coding region: 1-987 (328 amino acids)
Cellular component (GO): membrane
Source: RefSeq, a predicted model, not a curated record